AUGGUCAGAAUAACCGUAUCAUCCCUCCUCAGGACGGCGCUCCGGCCAACCGCCUCUGUUCCUAGGUGCACCGCCAGAUCCUUCUCCUCCCUCCCAACCCUCCGCCCAACCCUUGCACCCACCCCCUCCGCUUUUCGCGCCCCAUCUCAGACCCUUCUGUCCCGGGGACCUAUCCUCCAGCAACAAUCACCUAGCAGUGGGGCCGAAGGAGUCCUCGAUUUGAUCUCUUCCACCUCCAUCUCCUCCAACCCGGCGAUGCAGUCGAUGCAAGUCCGUUGCGGACCCCGCCCAACAAUGGCCAACGCCAGUCGCCUGAUCCAGAAAAGGAGACACGGGUUCUUGAGCAGGAUCAAGACCAAGAACGGGAGGAAGACAAUUGCGAGGAGAAGGGCAGCAGGCAGAAGGAGGUUGAGUGCUUAA
Messenger RNA from Podospora anserina S mat+, 420 nucleotides. RefSeq lists its product as uncharacterized. The transcript has 2 exons. Gene Ontology annotation, biological process: translation. Bases 1 to 420 code for a protein of 139 amino acids. NCBI's taxonomy places the organism in Eukaryota, Fungi, Ascomycota, Sordariomycetes, Sordariales, Podosporaceae. Gene Ontology annotation, molecular function: structural constituent of ribosome. The record is from RefSeq and is a predicted model, not a curated record. Gene Ontology annotation, cellular component: ribosome; mitochondrial large ribosomal subunit.